AUGGUGGUUUUGGCCGUCGUCACCUGUCCUGUCCCCUCCGUCUCCGUUAUCUGUCACCGAUGUCGACAGGACGUCCCCUCUCGCAUCAGCACCAGAGCUCCAGGGGCCAGAGCGAGACACCGGCCUGGGGGGACCGAGAUGAACAGACGUGGGGAGUGUAAGCUGUCUGUCAUAGAAACUGCUGGAGAAACCAAGAACAGACAGGAGCACCAGAACAGCAACGCUUCCCUGUGA
This is a messenger RNA of Knipowitschia caucasica, 234 nucleotides long. The record is from the annotation of a GenBank genome assembly. Lineage: Eukaryota; Metazoa; Chordata; Actinopteri; Gobiiformes; Gobiidae.